Rhododendron vialii is the source of this 2922-nucleotide messenger RNA. RefSeq names its product protein FRIGIDA-ESSENTIAL 1. The coding region runs from base 92 to 2494 and encodes 800 amino acids. NCBI's taxonomy places the organism in Eukaryota, Viridiplantae, Streptophyta, Magnoliopsida, Ericales, Ericaceae. The transcript is spliced from 5 exons. The record is from RefSeq and is a predicted model, not a curated record. Gene Ontology annotation, molecular function: metal ion binding.
UCACACAAACGCAUCAUGUUAAUUUUUUUUUAUAAAUAGCUGCACCUCAGGAGUGGCUUACGCAUUUUACACCCAACUACAACAACGAAGGAUGACACCCGCCGCCGCCGGCCGCCACCAUCUCGCGGGAGGCGAUCGCUCCGUUGACGGUUCGGGUUCCGAGCCGGAACCCGACAUGGAUACCGAAGACGACGACGUUGAGUACGAGGAAAUUGAAGUAGAAGAGGAGGUGGAAGAAGAUGAUGAGGAAGAGGUCGAAGAAAUCGACGAAGAGGUCGAGGAAGAAGAAGAAGAAGAAGUGGACGAAGGAGAAUCGCUUGGUUCACCAAUCGAAAACGAUGUUGCCCAGGAUAUGGCUUCCAACGGGCCAGAAGAGCAUUUGAGAUCUUCUGAUCCUGAAAAAUCUGUAUCAAAUCUACGACCGGAUACCCUUGCUCUGGAAGGUGGUAGUGGCAAAGUUGAAUUCUCAAGUGCAAGUGAGGCAAGACAAAAGGGUGAAUCACGCGUUGAUGUUGAUGAUCCUCAGUAUAAAAAAUAUGGAUUUGGAGAGUCUUCUGGUGAUAAGGAAGGGUUUGUGCCCUUGGUGGAAAGGGGAGCCCCUAAGGAUGAUGAAGCACGUAAUGAUGUUAACUUUUCUCUGCGUGACAGUGGGAUUAUGACUGCUGAGAUGUCCAAAGCCUUGAGCAUUUCUGGUAAAGAAAUGAAUGCUGCAAUCGCAAUCAGAGAGGAAUCAUGCAAUGAGGCUUAUGCUGUUUCUCUUGAGACUGAAACUAAGAAAAUGGUCCCACUGUCUACGGAGGAUAUAAAUCAAGAGCCAACAAGAUUGGUUGUUCCCCAGAUAAGGCCCAGAAGUUUGUCCCCUGUUGCUGAAUUAAACAAUGGAAACAAACGACCAGCUUCCAUAUGUGACUUUUUCUCUAAAGGUUGGUGCAUCAAAGGGAAUUCAUGUAGGUUCCUUCACAUUAAGGAUAAUGGUAAUAUUACCAGCCCAAAACCUGAGGGAGACGUAGCUGCUUUGGCAGAGAAAAGUGAAUUGCAGGCUGGUGGAGGUGUGGGAGAUGGUACUGAAAGAUCACAGUCAACUGAUUUUCCCAAUGCAAUGGCUUCUUCAGUUGCAUAUAGUUCUUCAUUUUCUUUGGAAAGGACCCUAUCAGGGGAUCAUGGAAAAAGCCCUAGGUGGCAUCGCUUUGGAGAAAAUCACAAGAUUUUGUCUCUUCAAAGAGACAACUUAUCUCAUUUGAAUUCCCCUGAGAUGAGUCAGUCACCUAUUAACAAAGAUACUGCUAGGCCUCUCUCGUCUUCUAAGGACGUUGGAAGAGAGAACCUGAAGCAAAAUUGGCCCUCAGAAGAUAUUCCAAUGCAUAGAAAUAGCUUUUUUCCUGAUCCCAGACCUCUGGCUAGAAAUUCAUCCAUACCCUUAGAUGCUUACGCUUCUCUUCCGACUACUGGCAUAGUCUCAUCGCAGAACAUUUCAGGGCUGACAAGGUCGUCCUUUUCUUUCAGUUCUCUGGAUAAAGAUCCACUUGGUGCCUCAAAGCUUCCAGACUUUGUUCGAGAAUAUCGUGCUUCUGGAUCUGCUUCCUUGUUGAGAAGCUCUUCACCGUUCUCUGGUUCUGAAUCAGGAAAUCUCUCACUGACAGAUGUUUCUGGGGAUCCUCUGCGUAGUGCUGGGCAUAGAACAAGAAUAACUACGAAUGAUUGGGAGCCAUCUGUACCUUUUCGACCAUCAUACUUCAUUACUCAACGUCUAUUAUCUUCAGGAAACAUGUACGAUCCUAUUCGUGAUAGCAUUGAGCAACCUAACUUAGGAGAUGGUUUCUCAAAAUUUUCUUCGAUAUCAAAUACAUCCGUCACUAAUACACAACCGAGUUUAGAUAGUGAUCCUGUUUUAAAGAGUACCCUUGGGUCCGAAGUUGGUUUGGAUAAGCAAUCUAUUUUCAAUCAUAGAAAAUUCGGCGGUGAUACUUCUGACAAGAAUUUUCAAGGAAAGGAUUUGUUUACGAAUGGGGGAGAAAAAGCGAAAACUUCUUAUGCUGAACAGAAAAGUGUGAGUACCUUGUCCAAGGAAGACAAGCUCUCGAGUCAUUUCAAGGACAUUACAAAAGAAAGUAAGUUAUUUUCUGAUGAUGAUCCUCGGAAUCAAGAGGAUGGACCUAGACAGAAGAAGGAACUAAACGCAGAUAGGAGUAACAAUGAUAUGACUAUUGAUCUUAAGAUGGACGAGGAGCAGAAGGAAUCUAAAGCUCUGAGAUAUUUCCGUGCUGCUCUUGUUGAUUUUGUGAAAGAAUUGGUGAAACCAAAAUGGCGCGAGGGUCAUUUGAGCAAGGAUGCUCACAGAAUCAUCGUUAAAAGGGCAGUUGAGAAGGUCCUUAGCACUUUGCAACCCCAACAAACACCAAGUACUGAAGAAUCAAUUAAACAGUACCUUUCUGCAUCCGAACAAAAAAUUUCAAAACUUGUUGAGGGAUAUGUUGUCAAGUAUGGAAAAUCUUGAGCUGUCAGGCUGCUCUGUUUUCUUGUACAGCCAUCUAUGCAUUCAACCAAUUUGAAGUCAUGAAAUUUUUCGAGGCUAUCUUCAAAACUGUCAAAAGCUAGGACUGACUUUUGUAAGGGGUUAAGAGUUCUCUGAGGGAUGAUGUUUCAUUCUAUGGAUAAGAUUUGUUUAUUUCUUGUUUUCUGGAAUUGGAGGCAAUAUGAGAACAAUGUUUGCUUUGAUCCAUUUCAAGUUUUGUGGUUGCGAGUCGCUUACAUUGGAAUCUGUUUAGACGAAGUGGAAAUUCGCAAGAGGCUUGAUGUCUGGACCUUGGUUUCCAAUGACCCAUUGUAUCAAUAGUUGCCGCUUUUGUCCUUUCUUGUGCUCGAAAACUCAGACUUCGUUUAUCUUAUUUGCAAGUAUUGCAAGGGCAACCAUUUUUCGUUGCA